UGCGGACCCGGAGAGAGACUCUUUGAAGGUACUCCACUCCGCUCUCCCCAGUCGGUAUGCAGCAGGCCCCAAAGAGGAGGCAACGAGAACGGGAGGAGGGCCGCGUACGGCGAGGAUUUAACCCAACAAGAACACGAAUCGACGAUGAGACGUUCGCCGUUGGCGUGAAGGACAUUUAACAACAACAACAAAAAAACAAUUUCGCUCAUAUUCGCCUGGCUUUUUUUCCCACUUUAAAAAUGGCGAACGACUCUCCGGCUAAAAGCCUAGUGGACAUCGACUUGGCAUCCCUGCGGGAUCCUGCUGGGAUUUUCGAGCUGGUGGAAGUGGUGGGAAAUGGCACCUAUGGACAAGUGUACAAGGGUCGACAUGUCAAGACGGGACAGUUGGCGGCCAUUAAGGUCAUGGACGUCACAGAGGAUGAAGAGGAAGAGAUCAAACUGGAGAUCAACAUGCUGAAGAAGUACUCGCACCACCGUAACAUCGCCACUUACUAUGGUGCCUUCAUCAAGAAAAGUCCGCCGGGACACGAUGACCAGCUAUGGUUGGUGAUGGAGUUCUGCGGGGCCGGGUCCAUCACUGACCUAGUGAAGAACACCAAAGGCAACACGCUGAAGGAGGACUGGAUCGCUUACAUUUCCAGAGAGAUUCUCAGGGGCUUAGCUCACCUUCACGCCCAUCACGUCAUCCAUCGCGACAUCAAGGGGCAAAAUGUGCUGCUGACGGAGAACGCCGAAGUCAAGCUGGUGGACUUUGGCGUUAGCGCUCAACUGGACCGAACCGUUGGCCGACGGAACACCUUCAUCGGGACGCCAUAUUGGAUGGCUCCGGAAGUCAUCGCCUGCGACGAAAACCCGGACGCCACUUACGACUACCGGAGCGACUUGUGGUCUUGCGGGAUUACAGCGAUCGAAAUGGCUGAAGGAGCUCCGCCAUUGUGCGACAUGCAUCCCAUGAGGGCACUCUUCCUCAUCCCCAGAAACCCUCCUCCAAGACUCAAGUCCAAAAAAUGGUCCAAGAAGUUCUUCAGUUUCAUCGAGGGCUGCCUGGUGAAGAACUACACGCAACGGCCACCCACCGAGCAGCUGCUCAAACACCCUUUCAUCCGGGACCAGCCCAACGAGCGGCAGGUUCGCAUCCAACUUAAGGACCACAUCGACCGCACAAAGAAGAAGCGAGGCGAGAAGGACGAGACUGAAUACGAAUAUAGCGGCAGUGAAGAAGAGGAGGAAGAAGCAUCAGAGCAAGAAGGAGAACCAAGCUCCAUCGUCAACGUGCCGGGAGAGUCGACGCUUCGUCGGGACUUUAUCCGUCUGCAGCAGGAGAACAAGGAGCGCUCGGAGGCGCUGCGCCGCCAGCAGCUUCUGCAAGAGCAGCAGCUCCGAGAGCAGGAGGAGUACAAGCGCCAGCUGCUGGCCGAGCGGCAGAAGCGCAUCGAGCAGCAGAAGGAGCAGCGGCGGCGUUUGGAGGAGCAACAACGGCGAGAGCGCGAGUUGCGUCGUCAGCAGGAGCGUGAGCAGCGGCGGCGCGAGCAGGACGACAAACGGCGGGCCGACGAGUUGGAACGUCGCCGCAAAGAGGAAGACGAGCGGCGGCGGGCCGAGGAGGAAAAGCGGCGCGCCGACAGGGAGCAGGAGUACAUCAGACGACAGCUGGAGGAGGAGCAGAGGCACCUGGAGAUCCUACAGCAACAGCUUCUACACGAACAGGCCAUGCUGCUGGAGUACAAAUGGCGAGAGCUGGAGGAGCAACGGCAAGCUCAAAAGCUCCAGAAGCAGCUUCAGCAGCAGCAGGCCUACCUGCUGUCCCUCCAACACCAGCAGAACCUGCACCCUAGUAGUCCCAAACGGGCCCCCAAAAACCCGGAACACAACACAGAAGCAGAAACAACGGUGACUGAGUCUGAGCCGGUCACGGAGGCGGACGAGCGCUACCGGAAGAACAUCCAAGGUUCUCCUCAGUCGGCACAGACCAAACCACCACAACCCCCAGUGCCGCCGCGGUCCGAGUCCUCUUACCCCAACGGGAAUGCGGAGGCCAUGCACCGGCCUGUGGAGGCACAGGUGCGGGCCCUAAAAAGCGGCGGCAACCCGCCCCCGCCGCCCGCCACCGCCGUGUGUCGUUCGCACUCCUUCAGCGAGCCUCUCCAGCACUCUCCAUCUUCAUCAUCCUCACCAUUAUCAUUAUCAUCGUCACACAACGCACGCACCGAAGCACAAGCCCACCCUCAGACUAGACCCCAUCAAGCGGUAACCCCCACUUCUGCAGAUGUACCACCCAGGGUCCCCGUCAGGACGACGUCUCGCUCGCCGGUGUUGCCGAGGCGAGACUCGCCUCAUCGCCACGGCAACGCGCCGCACGCUGGCCCCGUUAUCAACCGCAACGCUGGCAGCGCGGCCGAGCCUCGGCUGCUUUGGGAGCGAGUGGAGAAGAUGCUUCCCAGGUCUGCUGGAAGCGGUAGUGGCAGCAGCGGAGGCUCCAGCGGAGGCUCCAGUUCCUCCAGCAGCUCGUCCAGCAACUCCAGCUCGCAGGCUGGCUCUGGAGAAAGGUUCAGGGCCCGCUCCUCCUUGAAAUCCGAGGGCUCGCCCCUCCAGAGACAGGAAAACGCCGGGAAAAAACCAGAGGAGAGGCCGAGGCCCGGCAGACCAGCGCAGGACCUGACUGCGCUCGCCAAAGAACUCCGCGCCGUGGAUGACGUCCGUCCCCCCAACAAGGUGACGGAUUACUCGUCAUCCAGCGAUGAUUCGGAUACCACAGACGAGGACGACGACGAGGAGGUCGACCAGGAGGGCGGCGAGGAAUCCACCUCGGGCCCGGAGGACUCCAGAGCUGUGUCGUCGCGGCUGAGUAACGGCGAGACGGAGUCUGUGAAAACGAUGAUCGUCCACGACGAAGGCGAAAACGACGUGGGCUCCACGCCCUGCAAAGACAGCACCCUGGUAGUCCGACAGAGCGAGCACAAAAAGAGGCCCGCCGGCUCGGCAUCCAGCCCGGGCCUCGCCCAGCACACCCCCAGCCCCCUUCAUCACCACCACCAACAUCAACACCCUCAUCACCCCCACCACCACCACCAUCAGCAGCAGCAGCAGGCCGAGCGGAACGGCUUUGCCGGCCGCAUCCAUCUCCUGCCGGACCUGAUCCAGCAGAGCCAUCAUUCCUCCCCUUCCUCCCCUUCCUCCCCGUCCUCCCCGUCCUCCUCUUCCUCAUCCAGCCUGGCCAGUCCCAUCGUGUCCCCCCAAAGCCCACUGGACAAGCUGGCCCUCCUCAUCGAGAGUCAAUCGAGCAACAACAUGCAGAAACACAAGUCAUCUUCGUCAUUCACGCCGUUCAUCGACCCGCGUCUGCUGCAAGCGUCGCCCUCCGCCGGCGGCGCCCUCAACGUCGGCUAUGGCAACGAAGCUCGUCUGGCGGAGGCGCUGAGGGCAGACCCGUCGCGCAAAGGUUCCGUGGUCAACGUGAAUCCGGUCAACACGCGCCCGCAGAGCGACACGCCAGAGAUCCGAAAGUACAAGAAGAGGUUCAACUCGGAGAUCUUGUGCGCGGCGCUCUGGGGGGUGAACUUGCUGGUGGGCACCGAGAGCGGGCUGAUGCUUUUGGAUCGCAGCGGUCAGGGCAAAGUUUACCCGCUCAUCAACCGAAGACGUUUCCAGCAAAUGGACGUACUGGAGGGACUCAACGUCCUCGUCACCAUAUCAGGUAAGAAGAACAAGCUGCGCGUUUACUACUUGUCGUGGCUGCGGAACAAGAUUUUGCACAACGACCCCGAGGUGGAGAAGAAACAAGGCUGGACCACCGUGGGCGACCUGGAAGGUUGCGUCCACUACAAAGUCGUCAAGUACGAGAGGAUCAAGUUCUUGGUUCUGGCCCUGAAGAACUCUGUGGAGGUCUACGCAUGGGCGCCCAAACCGUACCACAAGUUCAUGGCUUUCAAGUCUUUCGGCGAGCUAGUCCACAAGCCUCUGCUGGUGGACUUGACGGUAGAGGAGGGCCAGAGGUUGAAGGUGAUCUACGGCUCCUGCUCGGGCUUCCACGCCGUGGAUGUGGACUCGGGGGCGGUCUACGAUAUUUACUUGCCAACCCACAUCCAAACGCACAUUCAGUCUCACGCCAUCAUCAUCCUGCCCAACACGGACGGCAUCGAGCUGCUCGUUUGCUACGAGGACGAGGGCGUCUACGUCAACACCUACGGACGCAUCACCAAGGACGUGGUGCUGCAAUGGGGGGAGAUGCCCACCUCUGUCGCCUACAUCCGCUCCAACCAGAUCAUGGGCUGGGGCGAGAAGGCCAUCGAGAUCCGCUCGGUAGAGACAGGCCACCUGGACGGCGUCUUCAUGCACAAGAGGGCCCAGAGACUCAAGUUCCUCUGUGAGAGGAACGACAAGGUGUUCUUUGCCUCGGUGCGGUCCGGAGGGUCCAGUCAGGUCUACUUCAUGACCCUGGGCCGAAGCAACCUGCUCAGCUGGUAGACGUCUUCCUCCUCCACUUCCACUUCCUCUUGUUCCACCGCCUGGCCUUCGCUAACACUGGAUCUCAGAAGCCGACCACUUCUACAAUCGCAACCCCAUCGGGCCCCAACCGGACCCACGAACAAGGACUCCACGUACCCUUCCGUGACAGGAGGAAGGGGUCAAAUGUGAAUUCCCGGAGAAAGAACCCCUCCCACCCCACCAAAAAAAAAAAUCCUGGUGCUCGUCAUCGUCGUCCUCGUGGUUUUUUUCCCCAGACUUUGAACAUCUUCGAACCAUCGGAAAAGUUUUAACGAGUCCGUAAAUGUGCGUCAGUGUUCUUUUGUGACUGGGAUGACGGAUGAGGAUGAUGAUGAUGACGAUGAAGCCACUCCUGAUGAUGAAGUACCUCAUCAAGGUAACCCGCAAAGUAUGCGGGGACUCAUUUUGGGCAGGAAGUGAGGGUAAAAAUGGACAAAGUGUAUUCUUUUUCUUAUUCCUCCCACAUGAGCGUGAAUAUUUGUGUUUUACCUUAUUUUAUUUGUUUUUAUGAAUAAUAUUAAGAUGAUUAUUUUGCAAUGCACAUUCAGCCCUGACCCCACUCUUGCUUGCUUCCACCCACAGAGGGCAACAUGCUGUCGCCACAGAAUGUGUGCAUACCAAAAAAAGAAGUCAAUAAAGUUGUGUAUGUACAAAAAAUAUAUAAUAUUAAUAAUAUCUGUGAAUAGAAAAAAAAUGAUUUAUUGAUGAGAAAGUGGGUGUGUUUGUGAGGCAUGAGAUGAUGAUGAUGAUGAUGAUAUCCUAGUGCUCAGAAUUUUUGCAGUUGGCGCCAGAUUACAAACAAAACUGAGAAGGGGGG
Molecule: messenger RNA, 5304 nt
Organism: Hippocampus zosterae (dwarf seahorse)
Lineage: Eukaryota; Metazoa; Chordata; Actinopteri; Syngnathiformes; Syngnathidae
Gene: map4k4
Product: mitogen-activated protein kinase kinase kinase kinase 4
Exons: 32
Coding region: 240-4466 (1408 amino acids)
Biological process (GO): protein phosphorylation
Molecular function (GO): protein kinase activity; ATP binding
Source: RefSeq, a predicted model, not a curated record